AUGCAAGACCCGAACGCCUCUAACCCCCAGAUACCUCAACCCAACAACACAAUGGUCCGUCUCAGCAGCCUAGGAGGCAGGGUCCUUCGCCGCGUGAAAGAGCAAGCCAGCGUGCAGCCAGUCACCAACCACUACCCCACAGGUGUUGUCGGCAAGCCGGUUUACAUGCCCCAAUUCCGCAUCGCCCUCGUUCACAACCCCAACAACUCCCCGAAAUACGCCCAAUUCCGCGUUCCUCUCAGCUUCAACAAGUUCGAUCUCCGAAGCUACCUAUGGAACCUCUAUGGCGUCGGUGUCCUCGGUAUCCGCAGUUACGUCCAGGCACAGGGAAUCACACGAAUCACGCGCGACGGCAAGGGUUACGGCCCAUGGCGCCGGCCUAAGUCGCAGAAGCGCAUGACCGUCGAAUUGAAGGAGCCUUUCGCCUGGCCCGAAGCACCCAAGGAUAUGGCUCCCUUCGAAUUCGAAAGCUGGAAGAAGGCCGAGCUCUGGCAGAAGGAGCAGCAAGAUCGUGAGAACCCGAAGCGCAACUCUGGCGAAGAGCCUGAUCACAAGCUUCGGGCUGCUUUCAAGGAGCAAGCUCAGGCUUUGCGUGGAAACAAAGAGACUUGGAGACCGACUUGGAAGGCCUUGGGCCUUGAGCCCCAUGAAGCUGCUAAGGCCAGUCGCACUGUUCCUGCAACCCAGCCCGCUUGGUAUGCUCGGCAGCGGAAGGCCGGGUCGAAAUAA
Molecule: messenger RNA, 729 nt
Organism: Penicillium salamii
Lineage: Eukaryota; Fungi; Ascomycota; Eurotiomycetes; Eurotiales; Aspergillaceae
Source: the annotation of a GenBank genome assembly